AUGUUACUAUAUUUGACUCCAGACUGGCAGUAUGAUGAAUGCAAACUCUCCAGAACUGGUCCACCCGCCACCAUUGUUGCCAUAGAUGAAGAGAGCCCCAAUGGAACACUUUUGGUUGAGAAUAUGCAAAUCCAAGGCCGAGUGGAAGACCCAGGCAGAACCAUCUCUCUCUCCCUCCGAGACAACUACAACCACUGGGUAAUACUGGACCCGGUCAGACAAAGGCUGUACCUCAACAGCACCGGCAGGGCCCUUGACCGAGAUCCCCCGUCCUACAUCCAUUCCAUUGUUGUCCAGGUUCAGUGCACCAAUGAGCUGGUCGGGACCGUCAUUUUACACGAGGUGCGCAUCGUGGUGAGGGAUCGCAAUGACAACGCACCCCGAUUCCAGCAGCCUCGCUACUAUGUCGCCAUAAAUGAGUUGACCCCAGUUGGCACCACCAUCUUCUCCGGCUUCACUGGGAAUAAUGGAGCCCUGGACAUUGAUGACGGCCCUAACGGACAGAUUGAAUACAUCAUCCAGUACAACCCAACUGACCCGACGGCCAACAGGACGUUUGACAUCCCUCUCACCCUCUCCGGCUCGGUGGUCCUGAGGGAGAGGCUCAACUACGAGGAAAUCACCCGCUACCUGGUUCUCAUCCAGGCCAAUGAUCGCGCCCCGUACCCCAACGAACGGCGCACUGCCACCACCACCCUGACUGUAGACGUGCUGGACGGGGAUGACCUGGGGCCUAUGUUCCUGCCCUGCUCUCUGGUCGACAACACACGUGACUGCAGCCCCCUCACCUACCGGGUCCACAUCCUGGAGCUCACUGACCCAAGCAAAGUGAACCCUGUCAACGUGACGCCCAUCAUUCAGGCCGUGGACCAGGACAGGAACAUCCAGCCUCCAUCACAGAGGCCAGGCAUCCUCUACUCCAUCCUCAUUGGCAAGCCUGAGACGUACGUCGACUACUUCUCCCUGAACAGAACCACCGCCGAGCUGCAGCUCCUCAAACCGCUCAUCAGGGACCUGUACAAUAGAUUUGACUUGGUAAUCAAGGCAGAGCAGGACAACGGCCACCCCCUGCCUGCAUUUGCCAACCUCCACAUCGAGGUUCUGGAUGAGAACAACCAGUCACCAUUCUUCCUGGAGGCCACAUACCAGGGCUUCAUCAUGGAGUCAGCACCAGUGGGUACCACAGUGUUCACCGACGCCAGCCUCACCACCCCUCUGGGGAUCAACGUUCUGGACAACGACAUUGAGGAGACGAAAGAUCCCAUGCUGCAGAUAUCCUUGGACAACUACAACACAAUCUUCACAGUGACACCUUCAGGGAUUACUCGCUACCUGACACUGCUGAAGCCCGUGGACCGUGAAGAGCAGCACAGCUAUACAUUCACAAUGGUGGCUUCUGAUGGAGUUCAGGAGAGUACUCCAGUGACCAUUAAUAUCACAGUGAUCGAUGCCAAUGACAACACACCGACCUUCCCCAACACCUCCUACAGUGUCAAUGUUUACACAGAUAUGCAGCCUGGGGAAACAAUAUUGCAGCUGACGGCUCUGGAUGCUGACGGGGGUCCCAAUGGGCUUGUGACCUACAAGAUCCUGGCGGGGGAUCAAGGACACUUCAUCAUCAAUAACCGCUCGGGAGUGAUCACCGUGGUGCCUGGCGUCUCCCUGGCCGUGGGACGUUCCUACACGCUGACCGUGAAGGCUGUGGAUAACGGUCCGGGGUCCCAGAGGAGGAGCUCCAUCACCACCGUGUACAUUGAGGUGCUCCCCCCCAACAACCAGAGCCCCCCACGCUUUCCCCGCUUUCUCUACAGCCUGGAGGUCAGCGAGGCCAUGAGGACCGGAGCCGCACUCCUCAGCCUGCAGGCAACGGACCGUGAAAGAGACGUCAUCACCUACAGCAUCCAGAACGGGGAUCCCCACGACCUCUUUGAGCUCUCGCAGAUGUCAGGGCUGUUGGUCCUGAGGAAACCACUGGACAGGGAGACAGAGGAUCGCUACACCCUCGUUGUAACUGCCUCAGAUGGCCGUCCAGACGGGACCUCCACGGCCACUGUGAAUAUUGUGGUCACUGAUGUCAACGAUAAUGACCCUGUCUUCGAUCCGCUCCUGCCCCAAAACCUAACGGUUACAGAGGAGGAGGCCAACUCUUUUGUGGGCCAAGUAAAGGCCACAGAUCCAGACGCGGGGGUUAAUGGCCAGGUGCGCUACCGACUGGUCAAACACGCCGACCUCUUCAGGAUCAACUCCAACGGUACCAUCUCCACCGCAGUGCCUUUGGAUCGAGAGGUCAAGGGUCAGUAUGACCUCAUCGUGGAGGCGGAGGACGGAGCGGUGGAGGACCCCAGGAGGACCACACUGACUCUGUCGGUGACCGUGCUGAAUGUGGAUGAUAACAGUCCGGUGUUCUCACAACCAUCCUAUACGGUCAAUCUGCCGGAGAAUAGUCCUAAGAACACAGUCAUCCUGCAGUUUACCGCCAAAGACGCUGACCUGGAUUCCAACAUCACCUUCUGUAUCCGGACCCAGGAGGCCAGACAACUUUUUGCCGUCAACCCAGUGACUGGAGAGCUCUCUGUGCUGCAGACGCUGGACUUUGAGACCCUGGCAGCCUCGGACCAUACCUACACCUUCGUGGUGGAAGCCCUGGACAAUGAAGAGAGCAUGCCCCCAGGCCUGGCCACUGUCACUGUAAAGAUAACGGAUAUGAAUGACUACUCUCCAGUGUUCAGCCAGGUGGUGUACAGGGGCAUGGUAGCUCCCAACGCAGUCAAGGGGACCGUGGUCGCCACGGUACAGGCAGAGGACCUAGACCCUCCUGGCACCCCUGCCAGCCGCGUGCGUUACAGACUGGACCUGAAUGAGGACCCUUACAGUGGCAGCAUCUUUGACGUGGAUGAAGUCACAGGCAGCGUAAUCACACGAGUCAACCUCAAUGAAGAGCCCAAUCUAGUGUUUAGUCUGGUUAUUGUUGCCUAUGACGACGGGGAGCCAAUGAAAGUCAACAAGACCCUGGUGGUUAUCACUGUCCUGCAACCCUCCAUCAUACCAGUUUUCACCCAGGAGGAAUACAGAUUUCCCCCUGUGAGUGAGAAGGCUAAGGUGGGGAAGCUGGUCGGUGUCAUACUGGCUGCAGCUGUCAAUCAAACGAUUGUCUACUCCAUAGUGGAGGGCAACGAGGGAGGUGUGUUCAGGCUCAACAACAACACCGGGGUGAUCACUACGGCCAAGCCGCUGGACUAUGAGGCCAACGGCAGCUACAGCCUCAGAGUGGAGGCUGACUCCAUGGGGUUGGCCGAGUCCAAUCUCCGAGCUCCCUCCAAGACCAACACAGCGAGGGUGUUCAUUGAUGUUUGGGAUGAGAAUGAUCACUCUCCUGUCUUUACCAAACCCUUGUACCUGGGAGGAGUGGCCGAGGACGCCAAGACAUUCACUUCUGUACUACAAGUCCAGGCCCUGGACAAGGACACAGGGAAUUACAGCUCCAUGCAGUACAGGCUCGUUAUCCCCCCCACCACCAACGGCAAGGACGGCUUCGUCAUCGAGCCCUACACCGGUGUCAUCAAGACUGCCAUUAUGUACAGGAACAUGCGCCGGUCUUACUUCAAGUUCGAAGUGGUCGCCACUGACAAUUACGGCCAGGGGGGACUGAGCAACAAGGCAGAGGUGGUGGUAUCCGUGGUGAAUCUGCUGGAUAUGCAGGUGGUGGUCUCCAACGUUGCUCCUACAGUGGUGGAACAAAACAAGGACAAGCUCCUCGGGGUCCUGGAGCGCUAUGUUCAGGACCAGAUUCCAGGGGCCAAAGUGGUGGUGGAGUCCAUAGGACCGCGGCGGUUUGGAGACGGCUUCGAGCAAGAGGACUACUCCAAGUCAGACCUGAUGGUGUAUGCUGUUGACCCUCUGACCAACAGGGCCAUUUCCCGUCAAGAGCUGUUCAAGUUUUUGGACGGGAAGCUGCUGGACAUCAACAAGGAGUUCCAGCCGUACCUGGGCCGAGGAGGGAGGAUCCUGGAGAUACGCUCCCCUGGCGUGGUGACCAGCGUGAAGAAGGCCGUGCAGACCGUGGGCUACACAGAGGGGGCGCUGCUCGCCCUUGCCGUCAUCAUCAUCCUCUGCUGCAUCCCCGCCAUCCUCAUCGUCAUCAUCACCUACAGGCAAUUCAAAGAGAGACAGGCGGAGUGUGCUAAAACUGCCCGGAUACAAAUGACCCUCCCUACUGGCAAAUCAGUGGUUGCUGCCACCAACAACCUGUAUGAAGAGCUGGGGGACAGCACCAUCCCCAGGAGCAAGCGCUGUCUGCUAGAGGAGGGUAACCGCCAGAGGCUCAUAAGCACAUUUGCCACAGGGGCCAUCGCUGCACACAAGCUUUCCAGUGCCAAUGGGAUCCUCCUCAACAACAUGCCCAAGUCCAAGAGUAACAUCACGUUAUCCUCAGACGAGAACUCCUUAACCACCAAGAACCCCCUGUUUGACGAAGGCACGGGCACUCUCAGCAGCCCAGAGAUCCUGGGGCAGCACCAGAGGACGAUGGACCUCCUGGGGACCUACUCCCCCCCCCCCCCCCCCCCGCGGAACCCCACGGGCCUCAGAGAGGGCCCCUUCCUGAAUUUCAACUGCGGGGGCUCGGGCCACUCCUGGACCCUACCCUCCAGGCUCCACAGGCAGGAGAUGUGUGAUACUCUGAGUAGACGGGUGAUGAUAGACCCGGUGCAGUGGGAGCUGGAGCUGCUGAAGACUGAGCUGAAGGACAGUAAGGACGGCCUGGACUGGGGAAACCUGGGGAGCGGCACCUAAAUUGAGCCCAAGCCCAUGUCCGUGAAGGAGCAAGCCAGGUAGUUUGAGCAGCAGGCCAAGAGGGAGAUGAAGCAGAGGCAGAGCCGUGACUCCCAGGGGUCUCUCUCUGCCGACUUCCUGAUGGGGUUGGAGUUCGACAGCCCCCACCACCGGAGGGCCCACCCUUUCGUCAUUAUUACCCAGAGCGAUGGUAGUCCACCCCCCAGCCACAAGCCCACUCUUCCCAUCCUGCGCAGCUUCAGCUUCUCCAGCUACAACUCAGCCUCCACCGAACCCUACGAGGUCAACCUGGAGGUCAUCCCUGAACCCCCAGACGUGCCCCCUUCUUCUCCCCCACCCAGCUCCCCUCCACCUCCCCCCUCCAUGCCUCCUCCCCCUUCCAUGCCUCCUCCCAAUUCCCCCGCCACCCUUAACUACGGCAAAAACCUUUUCCCUGCCCCUGCCCCUCCUCCGCCUCUCCCUCCUCCCAUGUCCCCAUCCCUCAAUCGUCCAUCUGCGUUUGUGCUACCCUCGCCCGCUGUGACCACCCUGAGACCUGUGUCCCUGCACCCUCCCCCGCCGGCCCUCCCCAUCGACCCCGAGCUCCCCAGGAAGGAGCUGAAGGCGGUCCUGAAGAACAUACAGAACAUCGCCGACAUCGAGAAAUCUGUUUCCAACAUGUGCAAUCAAAUAGACCAAAAAAACGAUGCUUCCACAGAGCGUCCUGAAGCCACAAGGCAACAGCAGUUGCUCAGGCCCUCUCUUCUGAGACCGGAGGAGCUCUCUAUUGAGUCUGGUAUCGAUCCUGGCCAGGACUAUUACACCCAGGAUUAUUAUAAUUAUGACCAUGGGUAUGAGCUGCCUCACUAUGGUAGUCGCAGGAAGUUGAUAUCUCCGACAGGCCUGUAUGAUGAGUACGGAGAGGUGAUUGUGGAAGACGAUGGGAGCUACUACUAUUGCAGUCCACAGGAGUCGGAUGGAGAGAAGCGGAUCAAGCUGGUGGUGGACAGGGAGUAUGAGACCAGUUCCACGGGGGAGGACAGUGCUCCGGAGCCCCAAAGGAACCGGCUGUCUAAUCUGACCAACCACAGCAACGUCAACGGCAGCGUGUACCUGGCACAGAACGGCUCAGUCAUACGCACCCGCCGGGCCGCCCACUCAAACAACAUCAAGGUCAACUCCCCAGUGCGCCUGGGCAAGCACUUUAAGAAACUAGACAAACUGGCGGUGACUCACGAGGAGAGACUGCCGCUCAACAGCCCCGUGGCGACCACGUCCUCGGCCGACAAGAACCUAAACACCCAGCCCUCCAGCGGCUCCCUGGCCUCCAGCACCACGGGCGCUGAGAGCAUUGCGUCCAAGUCCAACAUCGCCAAGGCCAGGAGCGAGAGAACGUGGAACGCGGAGGAGCAGGAGUCAACAGUGGACAAUGAGGAGGUGAGAGAACCUUUAGAAUCUCAGAGCGAUCGCACGUAUUCCGAUGAGGAGGAGCUAUGGAUGGGGCCCUGGAACAAUCUGCACAUACCAAUGACAAAACUGUGA
Salvelinus namaycush (lake trout) is the source of this 6312-nucleotide messenger RNA. Its product is annotated as protocadherin-15-like. NCBI's taxonomy places the organism in Eukaryota, Metazoa, Chordata, Actinopteri, Salmoniformes, Salmonidae. The record is from RefSeq and is a predicted model, not a curated record. Gene Ontology annotation, cellular component: cell-cell junction; stereocilium; plasma membrane. Gene Ontology annotation, biological process: homophilic cell-cell adhesion; sensory perception of sound; inner ear development. Gene Ontology annotation, molecular function: calcium ion binding.